AUGGUGAACCACCAGCACCUACCCACCACCACCCCAGCGGGGACCGCAAGCCAUCAAGAGGUUCCCAUCACCAUCGCCAAAGAAGAAAUUCCCGAGCUGCCCAUCCAGGCCCAGGCUCCGCCCCCUGAAGACUCGCACUCCAGCUCGGACUCAGAUUAUGAGCACUACGGCUUCGGCAGCCGGCCCCCCGUGGCCCUGACCACCUUCUACAAUUCCCAGCGGCACCGCUUCACGGAUGAAGAGGUCCAGCAGAACAGGUUCCAGAUGCCCCCCUUGGAGGAAGGCCCCGGACUCGAAGAGGCGCACGCCUCCCGGGUCCCACCUGCUGACCCUGAACACUGCAUUGCGGACCCCCGCUCCACGAGCCCUCGGCACCACCCAAGGAGCAAGAGUGGCUCCAGCACAUCUUCGGGGGAGGAGUACUGUAAUAGCCCCAGCAGCAGGCUACCUCCGUGGAGCUCUCAAGUGUUUUCUUCAGAGAGGAACCCCCUGCUGGGGCAGCCCCUGAACUUGGAGCUGGCUGGCUGCCAGGCAACUUUUCCAGUUGUCAAGCUAAGGACCUGA
Messenger RNA from Kogia breviceps (pygmy sperm whale), 564 nucleotides. Lineage: Eukaryota; Metazoa; Chordata; Mammalia; Artiodactyla; Physeteridae. The record is from RefSeq and is a predicted model, not a curated record.